Molecule: messenger RNA, 1831 nt
Organism: Ochotona princeps (American pika)
Lineage: Eukaryota; Metazoa; Chordata; Mammalia; Lagomorpha; Ochotonidae
Gene: TPM1
Product: tropomyosin 1
Exons: 10
Coding region: 111-1091 (326 amino acids)
Biological process (GO): actin filament organization; cardiac muscle contraction
Cellular component (GO): actin filament
Molecular function (GO): actin filament binding
Source: RefSeq, a predicted model, not a curated record
UCUGGGAGCAGCAGGCGGCUCGGCGCUCGCACUCCCGCUCGGCAGCCCCAGCGUGCUCGCCUCUCUCCGCCGCUCCAGUCACUGCCCCAGGGCCCCUCGCCGCCGCCACCAUGGACGCCAUCAAGAAGAAGAUGCAAAUGCUGAAGCUCGACAAGGAGAACGCCUUGGAUCGAGCCGAGCAGGCGGAGGCCGAUAAGAAGGCAGCCGAAGACAGGAGCAAGCAGCUGGAGGAGGACAUCGCGGCCAAGGAGAAGCUGCUGCGGGCGUCGGAGGACGAGCGGGACCGGGUGCUGGAGGAGCUGCACAAGGCGGAGGACAGCCUCCUGGCCGCCGACGAAGCCGCCGCCAAGCUGGAGGAUGAGCUGGUGUCGCUCCAAAAGAAACUCAAGGGCACCGAAGAUGAACUGGAUAAAUACUCUGAGGCUCUCAAAGAUGCCCAGGAGAAGCUGGAGCUGGCGGAGAAAAAGGCCACCGACGCUGAAGCCGACGUAGCAUCUCUGAACAGACGCAUCCAGCUGGUUGAGGAGGAGCUGGAUCGGGCCCAGGAGCGUCUGGCCACAGCUUUGCAGAAGCUGGAGGAGGCCGAGAAAGCGGCCGAUGAGAGUGAGAGAGGCAUGAAAGUCAUUGAAAGCCGAGCCCAGAAGGAUGAGGAGAAGAUGGAAAUCCAGGAGAUCCAACUGAAAGAAGCCAAGCACAUUGCUGAGGAUGCGGAUCGCAAGUAUGAGGAGGUAGCCCGCAAGCUGGUCAUCAUUGAGAGUGACCUGGAACGUGCAGAGGAGCGGGCCGAGCUCUCCGAAGGCAAAUGUGCCGAGCUUGAAGAAGAAUUGAAAACCGUGACCAACAACUUGAAGUCACUGGAGGCUCAGGCUGAGAAGUACUCACAAAAGGAAGACAAGUAUGAAGAAGAGAUCAAGGUGCUUUCUGACAAGCUGAAGGAGGCUGAGACUCGGGCUGAAUUUGCAGAGAGGUCAGUAACCAAGUUGGAGAAGAGCAUUGACGACUUAGAAGAGAAAGUGGCUCAUGCCAAAGAAGAAAACCUUAGUAUGCAUCAGAUGCUGGAUCAGACUUUACUGGAGUUAAACAACAUGUGAAACCUCCCUUACCGCGGCCACAUUCUUUUCCAUUUGUUUUCAUUUUGUUCUGUUUUUAAACACCUGCUUUACCCUAAAACCCCUUACAUGCAUUUUUAUUUACUUUCACCACUGUCACAAAGACAUCUGCAGACUACCAGCCAGGUCCAGGGGUGGGGACAACACACACAGACGGGCAAAGCCCCUGGCAGGGCAGUAAGUGUUUAAACGUGCCAUGUCCCAGCUGACGUUGCCACACUCGGUAGAGUUUAGCGACACAGUAGGUCUAGUCAGCAUAGGACUCCUCACCAAGCAGAGCAGUUCGGCUCCAAGUGCCAAGGACAGAAUCCACAGGAGAUCACAGUUAGGUGUGUACCGGUGCUACUUGAGACAAAAGACACCCCUGCCGUCUUUUGUUCACUAUUGUACAAUUUAUGAUUCUGUCCAACACUAAUUUAUUUUCCCUUGAGUUUUACUACCAAGUGAGAUAUGGACCCGUAUGCCUCAACUCACCAAAGCCAAGGUUCUGUGAGCCUCACUGCUCUUCAGCACCUCAUUCCCUUCUGAUCGGCACACUUGCAUGAUCCCACUACUGCUCUGUAGGUAGCAUUCCACAUGGAUUCCCACCCUGCCGUUCUCCAUGUUAACGUGAAAGAUUUAGGCACUACAUACAAUGGGUAAAGAAAAAGCAUUUUCUUAAGAGCUGUAACUGUAUGUAAACAUUGUAUAAUGAUAUGAAAUAAAAUGCACAUUGAAGGACA